AUGCCUCUUCAGAUUAGGCUUGGUGGCUCUUUAACAGUCAUUGCUCUAUGUCAAGCUCCAUUUUUACUGGAUGAUCCAAAUGUGGGACUCAUAUUCCCCGCUGAUGCAAUUGCAAGGGCUAAACAGUUGCUUGCAAUGACUUCUGGAGGUCUAGGUGCUUAUAGUGAUUCCCGUGGAAUUCCUGGUGUAAGGAAGCUAGUUGCAGAAUUCAUUGAGAGACGUGAUGGAUAUCCAAGUGAUCCAGAGCUCAUAUUUCUCACAGAUGGUGCUAGCAAAGGAGUGAUGCAGAUCUUGAACAGUGUCAUUCGUGGCCCAAGUGAUGGGAUAUUGGUCCCUGUUCCCCAGUAUCCACUAUACUCUGCUUCAAUACAAUUAUUAGGGGGUUCUCUUGUUCCUUACUACCUUGAAGAGACUGCAAACUGGGGUCUUGAUAUCAAUGACCUUCGCCAAUCAGUUGAACAGGCACGAUACAAGGGAAUAACUGUACGAGCUAUGGUGAUUAUAAACCCUGGGAAUCCCACUGGACAAUGUCUUAGUGUAGCAAAUAUUAAGCAAAUAAUUCAAUACUGUCACCACGAAAAUUUACUAUUACUUGGAGACGAAGUGUAUCAGCAAAACAUUUACCAAGAUGAGCGCCCCUUCAUAAGUGCAAGAAAGGUUUUAUUGGAUAUGGGCCCACCCAUAAGCAAGGAGCUUCAGCUUGUUUCGUUUCACACUGUCUCCAAAGGAUAUUGGGGUGAAUGUGGACAGCGUGGAGGAUACUUUGAGAUGACCAACAUUCAUCCAAGGGCUGUUGAAGAAAUAUACAAGGUUGCUUCGAUAUCACUCAGUCCAAAUGUACCUGGACAGAUUUUUAUGGGGCUCAUGGUGAACCCACCUAAACCUGGAGAUAUCUCAUAUGACCAAUUUGUUAGAGAGAGUAAGGGUAUCCUCGAGUCAUUAAGGAAGAGGGCACGCAUGAUGACUGAUGGUUUCAACAGCUGCAGAAAUGUUGUUUGUAAUUUCACAGAAGGUGCAAUGUAUUCCUUCCCGCAAAUACGAUUGCCUCCUAGAGCAAUUGAGGCUGCAAAGAAGCUUGGGAAAGUUCCCGACAUUUUCUACUGUCUGAGGCUGUUGGAAGCUACUGGCAUCUCGACUGUCCCUGGUUCAGGUUUUGGUCAAAAGGAAGGGGUGUUCCACCUAAGGACAACCAUCUUGCCAGCCGAAGAGGACAUGGCUGCAAUUAUGGAAAGUUUCAAAAAGUUCAACGAUGAAUUCAUGGAGCAAUAUGAAGACCACAGAGGCUAUUCCAGGAUGUAAUGAAAGAUGGUUGGAGUAUUUAUUGUAUAUGUUUUCUUUUACAACUACUGCAAUUCUCAUAAACUCUUUUCACAAACAAAUUAUUGUACACUACUUGACCGUGA
Molecule: messenger RNA, 1403 nt
Organism: Lycium barbarum (goji berry)
Lineage: Eukaryota; Viridiplantae; Streptophyta; Magnoliopsida; Solanales; Solanaceae
Product: glutamate--glyoxylate aminotransferase 2-like
Exons: 2
Coding region: 1-1299 (432 amino acids)
Biological process (GO): biosynthetic process; photorespiration
Molecular function (GO): glycine:2-oxoglutarate transaminase activity; L-alanine:glyoxylate transaminase activity; L-alanine:2-oxoglutarate transaminase activity
Source: RefSeq, a predicted model, not a curated record